CACACACACACACACACACACACACAUAAACACACACACAGAGCCUCCCUGCGCUCAGCUCAAGCCCUCUUAAAGCUGUGUUUUUUUUCUGCUGGAGAUCAGCGCUAGCUAACGACACACAGCUGCUUCUCCCGGAGACAGAAGGACAAGAGGAGGGAGGGGAGAACAAGGAGAGAGGAAAACAAAACCGCCUGCAGCCUCUUAACUUCUGUGUCUCUGCUGCAGCUCGUUCCUCUGCAGGGACUGUUUUCUGCUCGAGUUCAGGACUUUUUUUUUUUUUUAAAAAGGAAAAGGUUGGAGGUUGGAGUUCGCAUGCCAUAAUCGGAGUGAAUGGGUUGCCAUGGUUACUCACCCAGGGAGCUUGACCCGUGCUGAGUGAAUGGAGGGAGCGCCAAGUGAGCGAUAAACUAACGGAGGGGAGUCACCAGAGAGAGAGAGAGAGGAAGAGAGAGGAAGAGGAGAGAGAGAGAGAGAGAGGAAGAGGAGAGAGAGAGAGAGAGAGAGGAAGAGGAGUGGUGGAUAACAGAGGAGCAGAGCAGAGGUUGAGAAUGGAGGACGGCUUUUCCAGCUACAGCAGCCUGUAUGACACCUCAUCACUGCUACAGUUCUGCAACGAUGACAGUGCAUCAGCUGCCAGCAGUAUGGAUGUGACCGACCGCAUCGCCUCCCUGGAGCAGAGAGUCCAGAUGCAGGAGGAUGAGAUUCAGCUGCUGAAGUCCGCUCUGGCCGAUGUGGUGCGCCGGCUCAAUGUGUCUGAGGAGCAGCAGGCCAUGGGGUCACGCAGAGGACCCACCAAAGCCAGGCCAAUGAUUGCCACCUUACCGUUACGGCCCACAGUAAACAAUGGGAAUGUCCUACCAAAGAAAGGCAGCGGCACUCUGCCCUCCCCAUCUGGACCAGGGUCCAGGAAGGAUACCAGCACGCCCGCCAACAAGAGCACAGUGAGGAGGACCAACUCAAACGAACACGUGGGAACUCUUACGCGGAAAGACUCGGGCGAGUCCAAGAGCAACCGGACUCGGGCCGGAUCCACCGGCAGCAAUUCCAGCGGCAAAAGAAGCGAAAGCAAACAGAGGGAUCCCGUGUUCAAUGCAGGGAUGCGACGUGUGACCCACUGCAAAGAGGAGGGUUAUGUGAGAAUGUACUUGAAGGGUCGUCCUAUCACCAUGUACAUGCCCAAAGAGCAGGUGGACAGCUACUGCCUGGAGGCCCGAGCCGAGCUGCCCAGCAACAAGCUCAAACUGGACUGGGUUUAUGGUUACCGUGGUCGAGACUGUCGCUCCAACCUCUACUUGCUGCCCACUGGAGAAACUGUGUAUUUCAUCGCCUCAGUAGUCGUCCUGUUCAACGUGGACGAGCAGCUGCAGAGACACUACACAGGACACACAGACGACAUCAAAUGCCUGGCAGUCCACCCUGAUAAAAUCACCAUAGCAACCGGGCAGGUGGCAGGAACCUCUUCAGAUGGUAAACAGCUGGCUCCUCAUGUCCGUGUGUGGGACUCCGUCAGCCUCAACACUUUGCAUGUUCUGGGCUCAGGAUUCUUUGACCGAGCUCUGGUCUGCCUCGCUUUCUCCAAGUCGAACGGAGGAAACACACUGUGUGUCGUAGACGAUUCUAAUGACCACGUGCUCUCCGUGUGGGAUUGGCAGAGAGAGGACAGACUGGCUGAGGUCAAGUGCUCCAAUGAGUCGGUGUUUGCUGCAGACUUUCACCCGACAGACAGCAACAUCAUAGUGACCUGUGGGAAGUCCCAUCUGUACUUCUGGAGCCUGGAGAAAGGAACACUGGUCAAAAAACAAGGCCUGUUUGAGAAACAGGAGAAGCCCAAGUUUGUGUUGUGCGUGACCUUUGCAGAAAAUGGAGACACCAUCACUGGGGACUCAAGUGGGAACAUCCUGGUGUGGGGAAAAGGCACUAAUCGCAUCAGCCACGUCAUCCCAGGAGCUCACGAGGGCAGCAUCUUCACUCUGUGCAUGCUGAGGAACGGAACGCUGGUGUCUGGAGGGAAAGACCGCAGACUGGUGUCCUGGGACAGCGGCUACCAGCAGAUACAAACGGUGGAGGUGCCGGAGUUGUUCGGUCCAAUCCGGACCAUAGCGGAGGGUAGAGGCGAGUCUGUGCUCAUCGGGACCACCAAGCACUUUGUUCUGCAGGGCAGUUUGGAUGGAGAUUUCAUACCGAUAACACAGGGUCACACUGAUGAGUUGUGGGGUCUGGCUGUUCACCCUGGGAAGCCUCAGUUCCUCACCUGUGGCUUCGAUAGGCAGGUCUGCCUGUGGGACUCCAGCUCCCAUCAGCUCAUCUGGACUAAGAGCAUGGAGGAUUCUGCCCAAUCAGCUGGCUUCCACCCGUCUGGAGCUGUGGUUGCUAUAGGAACCCAAACUGGCAGGUGGCUGGUGUUGGACACUGACUCCAAAGAUCUCGUCACAGUUCACACAGACGGGAAUGAACAGCUCUCUGUUAUGAGCUUUGGACCUGACGGUAACUUCCUGGCCAUCGGUUCCCACGACAACUACAUCUAUAUCUAUGCUGUGGCAGAAAAUGGGAGGAAGUACAGCCGAGUGGGGAAGUGUUCGGGUCACUCUAGCUUCAUCACUCACCUGGACUGGUCAGUGGACUCCCAGUACCUGGUUUCAAAUUCAGGGGACUACGAGAUACUGUAUUGGAUCCCAUCAGUGUGUAAACAGGUGGUCAGUGUGGAGACCACCAGAGACAUCGAGUGGGCCACCUACACCUGCACUCUGAGCUUUCACGUCUUUGGCUUGUGGCCCGACGGCUCAGAUGGCACCGACAUCAACGCCGCCUGCAGGUCCAACGAUAAGAGCCUGCUGGUUACUGGGGACGACUUUGGGAAAGUUCAUUUGUUCUCACACCCCUGCUCACAGUUCAGAGCUCCCAGCCAUGUUUACGGCGCCCACAGCAGCCAUGUAACCAACGUGAACUUCCUGUAUGAUGACAGCUACCUGGUGUCGACCGGAGGGAAGGACAUGAGCGUGAUGCAGUGGAGGAUAGUCUGAGGGAGCAGACAGAAACGUACACUCUAUUUACGUCUGUUUCUUACAGCUGCCUCUUACUGGGCCUGAGAGCCAGCAGAGGCAAACUGAACUGCACUAACAUGAAGCGAACCAAACUUAAAUUAAUUCAGACUCUAAAAACAAAAAGGUGGAGCUGCCUGAACUGAAGAGGACCCUGAGGUUUGCUUCCUGAGAUGAACUGUCGGAGCUGUAAUGGGCAGUUGUGUGAAAUACAAAAAAAAAAAAACCUGAACUUUUCUGCUUUUCUUUACUCACGCUACAUGUAAAAUACUCUCACCUACCUUUACCUACACACCAAUGACAUGAAACAAAACAGGUCCAACAAUUCCAAUCCACCUAAACAGAACCAAAGGCUCUGAUUUUCAGACUGCAUCGAGCAGCUCUUGUGUCGUGCACACUGCUGCCACAGAUAGCGGACUAAAGGAUUCAUUUUCAGAAUGAAUAUCACUCAUCCAAGAGCAUAAGAACAAAAACUGUGUACAGAAAGAAAACUGUUUCUUUUAUGUUUUAUUUAACAACUCAGGAAAGCACUAGUGGAGCAGGUUAACAUUGACAUAUCAGAACAAGCCCUAAACAUAUCUCACUACUACAUUUUAGGAAUAUUAAAAUUUUGUAGGACAUAAUGAAAAAAAAAAAUCCAGUCAGAUUCCUUUAUCCAUCUCAGUGUUUGGAUUUUACCUGUUCUUGCAACAUUAUCUUAACAUUUCCUACAUUUAUUGUGCUUCCUGGUCUUGAAAAAAGACACCUUUUCUAUUAUUUAUUGACCGCAAGUUUAAUCCUUCACUGCCAAUUUUAGUUCCCUUUUGUCUUCCCAACAAAAAAAAUCCCUUUUGAGACACUGAUGUGUAAAUAAACUGAGAAGCUUGAAACUGAUUUGAGGUUUGGGUGAAUCUACAGUAUUUGAAACUGUUUCAGAGUUUUGGAAUGAGUUGUUGUAUCUUAUUUGCCUUGAUUUGCCAGGGAAGUAAAAAUGAAGCAUGUUUGGGUUUUUUCUUUUUUUAAUGAUGUGAAGCCUUCAAAUCUGUAUCUAUAUGCAUUUACUACAAGAUGAGUGAAGGAAAGAGAAGGCUGAGACCAUUACACUGUAACUAUUUACGUCCGAUGUGCACCAUCAGAUACUUUUUAGUGAACUGAACCUUUUCAGGUGUUUUUAUUUUUUAACUUAAAUGCACUGCUUCUGCCUUUUUAACACACAGCAGGUCCUGUCACCUACAGUACAGUAGAACAAGAAAAUCAUCAUUUAGCACUUACUGGAGCUUUUCAUGAGCUGGUGAUGAUAACUUUCAACUUUUUGUAAGCACGACACACUCCCCAUCAAAUGGUUGACAAUAAGCCAAUUAACACACAUACACGUUUACUGACGAUUGCUUUGAUUUUGUUUCAGCAACUGCCAUUGAUAUAAGGAAAUCCGUUGUUGUUGUUAAAGUUGCAUGAUUUAUAGUUUCCUUGCAAGGAAAAAAAACACUGAAAUCUUCUAACAGCAGUGAUAUAAAGUCAACUUUCUGCAGGGUGAUUGUAACAUGAUCUGUCUUAUCACUAAACACUUGAGGCUACAGAAUACCACUGAAACAUUAAACAUUUGUCUGAAUUUAAAUGCAAAAUCAAAUCCCUUUGAGGCUGUGUCUUGUGUUUUCCACUUGAUGACAUUUUACUUCAUUUUCUUUCUUUUCAUUAACCUGGUAUCAGUAUCUGUCCCGGGUGAUCGCAUAAGACCUGGACAGCCUAAAGUACUGCUGAACAGGAUUAAGAUCUGAUCACACAGGCUGCAUACAGAGGUCGUCUUUUCAUUUGUUGGGCAGUGUAAACCAGAGACUGUAUAUUAAGAUGGACAGAGAAACAGUUUCUUGGGAGUGAGGCCAACAUUUUGAUUUUUUUUAGAGCUCCCACUGCUGACAAGCUGGACCAUUGGUCACAAACCCCGCCUCUUCCAUUUUAACAGACGGGAUAUGGGUCAAAUUAUAAAAUCCAUGUCAAAUAAAAAUAAUUUCACACAGUCAUUGGACUUUUCAUAAACAUGAGUGUCUGUUCCAAACCAACACAAAAAUCUUUGCUGCUGUGAACUGAAUAGACUUGAUAUUUUAUAUGUAAUUGAAAUGUGUGCAUCAAUUCCACGGUUCCACCAACCAGCUCUCAGUAUUGGCUCCAAAUUGCGUCACCAGUGCAACAUGUCAGCCCCUGUCGCAGGGUCACUUUUGCAUCAUUUUACGCAAUGGAAGGAAAAGGGGAAACGCACUGUCCACGUUAAUUAACAUGCCAUGGGACACAUGAAGGAGCGCCUACUCUCCCUGUUUCAAUGGCAACAAUCGUGUGGAGUAACAGAUCACUCUGCUCUCAUGUUUGACUCAUUUAUCAUUUCUUUGCUGUGUGUCAUGGAACUUUUUAUUUUUCAAAUUUCUCAUUUCAUUCCACCAGGUGAGAUGAAAUAUAUGCAUUAAAGUGAGGUGUGCACCAAAAUACA
Molecule: messenger RNA, 5496 nt
Organism: Labrus bergylta (ballan wrasse)
Lineage: Eukaryota; Metazoa; Chordata; Actinopteri; Labriformes; Labridae
Gene: eml1
Product: EMAP like 1
Biological process (GO): microtubule cytoskeleton organization
Cellular component (GO): mitotic spindle
Molecular function (GO): microtubule binding
Source: RefSeq, a predicted model, not a curated record